Phanerochaete carnosa HHB-10118-sp is the source of this 1113-nucleotide messenger RNA. RefSeq lists its product as uncharacterized. The coding region runs from base 1 to 960 and encodes 319 amino acids. The transcript has 10 exons. The record is from RefSeq and is a predicted model, not a curated record. Lineage: Eukaryota; Fungi; Basidiomycota; Agaricomycetes; Polyporales; Phanerochaetaceae.
AUGUCCCAAAUCCUACCUACCACCGCGUAUCUCCUCUUGAUGGUGGUAGAAACGCUAAUCUACGGUGCGCCAGUGACUCCUUGGAGUUUUGUGAACGCUGAAUCUCAGGUAUGCUUAGGCAUGUAUAUCGUGCUGUUCAUUCUGUCGAUGUAUUUCCUGGUGGGUGGCGGCAGGAACCGGAAGCUGAGGGGUGCUCGAGCGAAUAUGUCGACAAUCCUUACCAUCAUUGUCAAUGUCCUUCUCCUUGUCAUCAUUACUGCUCAUUGGGUCAUCGCAAUCGUCGAGGGCUUUGGAGGUUUUACCGGUCAGACUAGCAGCGAACCAGAGGGCCGACUUCUAUACUUCUCGGCAGUUUCUGGCAAUUGGCAGGCGAUCACUCUUCUGGCUCUAUAUCUAGCCGGAACAGCUGUAGCCGACUACGUAAUGGUAUAUCGGCUUUUUGCAGUGUGGCAACGGAAGUGGCCGGUUGUGACGCUACCUAUCUGCUUGUACCUCUCUGUCUUAGUCAAUGGAGCAAUGUUCAUUUACAACUUUCACAAGUUGACCUCAGAUGAAGACAUCUUCAAGUCCUCCUUUGCACCUUGGCUUGCCUCUACCCUGACAUGCUCUGCUGCCACAAACGUAUACUGCUCAACGUUGUUGUCAUACAAGGUCUGGAGCGCGCAGCGAGCACUGAGACGUGCUCGGACGACGCAAUUGCGUUCUGCAGUAGCUUCGAAAAUCCUGGCUAUCAUUAUCGAGAGCGCCUCACUAUUCACUGCAUCGAGUAUAAUCAUCACAACAACCUACUUCUGUCACUCUUAUGCAGCGUUUACAUGCGUGUGUAUUGCCCCUCCGCUCAUUGGCCUCGCCUAUUGCCUCGUCAUCGUCCGUUUCGGUAUACAUGGAGCCUUCAAGACCGAUAACCCGGUGCUGUCCACCAUAGAGCUUCCUUCGCUGCAGCCCUCGUAUUCAAUUUGAAGCACUGUCGUCAAGCGAGUGAUCAUCGAUGAAGAUUGAAGACUGCCGGGAUAGACAAUAUUUAAUUCUGUGGUUCGCUACAGUGUUGCUAUGCUUUAAGUUAUCGGAAGGCUGAUUGUGUAGCGCAUACGUUUGAAUAUGAUCACUGAGGAG